This is a messenger RNA of Mitosporidium daphniae, 315 nucleotides long. RefSeq lists its product as uncharacterized. The transcript has 2 exons. Gene Ontology annotation, molecular function: DNA helicase activity. The record is from RefSeq and is a predicted model, not a curated record. Lineage: Eukaryota; Fungi; Microsporidia. Gene Ontology annotation, cellular component: nucleus. Gene Ontology annotation, biological process: establishment of sister chromatid cohesion. Bases 1 to 315 code for a protein of 104 amino acids.
AUGGUUUGUAUCAAGUAUUUGCUGCUCCAUGUUUCCGAAUAUUUUGUCGAGCUUGUGGAAGAGUGCCAUUCUUUGGUUUUAGCUGGUGGCACACUUUCUCCUGUACUUUUGCAGUGUUUUAUUAGGUUCCAGCUGUUCAAUUAUCGCUAUCCAGAGUCUAAAUUUGUUCACUUUUCGUGCAAUCAUGUCAUUGAUGCCUCUAAACAGCUGCUUACUCUUCAAUUAUCGCACGGCCCAAGUUCAAAGACUUUAAAAUUCAUAUAUGAAUACAAGGAGGACCAUGAAAUGGCAAGUGAAUGCAUUUUAACUGCGUAG